Molecule: messenger RNA, 2206 nt
Organism: Anguilla anguilla (European eel)
Lineage: Eukaryota; Metazoa; Chordata; Actinopteri; Anguilliformes; Anguillidae
Gene: hoxa11a
Product: homeobox A11a
Exons: 2
Coding region: 60-1034 (324 amino acids)
Biological process (GO): anatomical structure development; regulation of transcription by RNA polymerase II
Cellular component (GO): nucleus
Molecular function (GO): RNA polymerase II cis-regulatory region sequence-specific DNA binding; DNA-binding transcription factor activity, RNA polymerase II-specific
Source: RefSeq, a predicted model, not a curated record
UCCUCUCGGAGAAAUCUGUCAAUUUCUGCCCUCGGUCACGUGACCCGUGUCUCUCUGGAAUGGAUGGAGAUGGAUCUCCACGUCAGCUCGCCGUCUCAAAAUUUCUGCUCUGCGGACCUGCUUCAAAGAGGCGCGAGCAGGCGGCGCCGGAGAACCAUGUCACGCGCCGCCACUCGGAGGAGCCCCCAGCAAGAGAAGUGAUGGAUUUUGACGAGCGGGUCUCGGUUGGGUCGAACAUGUAUUUGCCCAGCUGCACCUACUACGUCUCGGGGACAGACUUUUCCAGCCUCCCCUCGUUUUUAGCCCAGACCCCGUCCUCGUGCCCUGCGACGUACACCUACUCGUCUAACCUGCCGCAGGUUCAGCCAGUGAGAGAGAUAACCUUCAGGGACUACACCAUCGACUCCUCCAGUAAAUGGCACCACAGAGGGGAACUGUCUCACUGCUACCCCACCGAAAACCGGGUCCACAGGGACUGCCUGCCUCCCCCGGCCGCUGGGGAAAUGUUCGCGAGAAACAGUCCCUCCGCCGGCUACCACUCCGGCUCCAGCGCGGCUUCCAGCUUCUACGCCAAUGUGGGCAGGAACGGGGUGCUGCCGCAGGUUUUCGACCAGUUCUUCGACUCGGCAUACGGAAACACCGAGACUCUGUCCGACGUGUUCCCAGGGGAGAAAAACGCCGACAAGCUGACGACUCCGGCGCCCGGUCCUUGCCGCGAGACCGACGCGAAAGACCGCGGAGACGAGAUCAGCAGCCCGGAGGCCUCUUCCGGCAACAGUGGGGAGAAGCCUGGCAGCGGCAGUGGCCAGAGAACGCGUAAAAAGAGAUGUCCCUACUCUAAGUAUCAGAUAAGGGAACUGGAGCGAGAGUUUUUCUUUAGUGUCUACAUCAACAAGGAGAAACGACUGCAUCUCUCGAGGAUGCUUAAUCUCACCGACCGCCAGGUCAAGAUCUGGUUUCAGAACCGGCGAAUGAAGGAGAAAAAACUGAACAGGGACCGUCUACAGUAUUACAGCACAAACCCGCUGCUUUAGCGCGCGUGGCUUCGGACUCCGUCAGGGCCGCGAAAGCACCGGACACCAGAGGUUAAUUUCAAGUUCGAGGAUGCGGAAAGACUAGCCGAAAGCGCGAGGAAGAAGAGCCCGGGCGCCAUUCGGCAACCUAUUGCAUUAACCUCGCGAGGCCAAGUACCAUUGUCCACAGCAUUACUCCUGUUCACGCGCACCGACUCUACAGAGUUAAUGGCUGAAUGAUCAGAGAACGCCGUCUGUUUUCAGUCCUUCAACCUGUGUUUGCGCUGGUUGCGCCGAGACUGUCAGGUUGUACCCUAUCCUACUCUGCCCUCGUUGUGUCUUGAUGGUUCAAAAACAAACAAACAAAAAAACAGCGAUGCGGAGGUCGACACUAUGUAAGCUGUUUCCGAUUCAGGUCUAUUUAUACAUAAACCGACAAAUUUUCAUCUGCAUCUUUUUAUUUUUAUUUUUUUAAAGUAAAGUUUGUUGCGCCAGACAGGCACGAGGUUGUUGGUGUGCAAUAUUAUGAACUUUAAACCGUGGCUGCUGCACGCGGCCUCACCCCACUCACGUGUAUGUGCAAACGAGAACAUAAUUAUUCACUUCUGGUGCGUCGUAUUUUACUAUUGAGUAUUGUACGCAGAGAGAAGAAGCAAUAUUGGGUGGACAGCGUCUUUGUAUAUACAGGCAAAAGUGCUGAUAAUUUAUGCGCAGCUAUUUGCGUUUAUUGUUGUUUUUAAUUAUAAAGAAGAAGAAAAAAAAAAAAACCAAAAACGUAUGCUCGCGCAGGUAAAACUGAGUCGCUGCCUGAUCACAAGUAGUAGCUCCUGGUCCAUUUAUAUUCGAAUAAGGUGCUGCAUAUUUAAGUGAGAUUCCUCAUUUGAACAAUAUUCACAUAAGAAGAUUGGGGCACUAUGCUUGGUCUGUCCAAGAAUGUAUGCAUUAAUAAUAUUUUGUAUGGUACGUUGGGGAUGGGAGUGUUGACUUUUAGAAGGACGGGAUGGGCUGCUCGUCUGUGCUUCGCCAUUCUGUCUGAAAUGUAAAUGAUAUUCACCCCAGCUUUCAUUUUGUUUCUUUUAUUAUUCGUGCAUUUUUUCCAAGAAAUAAACGCGUUACCUCAGUUCUUCCAAGAACUCUUUUUUAAACAUGCAAAUAAAAGUGACGCAACAAUGGCUCGAGGGCUGUGAGGGAGC